Ostrea edulis (European flat oyster) is the source of this 4893-nucleotide messenger RNA. Its product is annotated as kinesin-like protein KIF15. Gene Ontology annotation, biological process: microtubule-based movement. The transcript has 30 exons. The record is from RefSeq and is a predicted model, not a curated record. Gene Ontology annotation, molecular function: microtubule binding; ATP binding; microtubule motor activity. The coding region runs from base 53 to 3751 and encodes 1232 amino acids. Lineage: Eukaryota; Metazoa; Mollusca; Bivalvia; Ostreida; Ostreidae.
UUCAGAAAAGGAAACCCGCCAUUUUCAAUAUUCGAAAAUUCUGAAAAUUGAAAUGACAGCAGAAUGGUAUUUGUUUAAAUUUUGCAGUGAGGGUGAUGCCAUCAAAGUGUUUGUAAGAAUCCGUCCUCCUGAUUCCUAUGACAAUGACAGAGGCUGUCAGCAGUGUGUGUCAGUGAAUGACACGAAGACAGCCGUCAUUAUUCACAGUAAACCAGAUCCCAAAACAUUCACAUUCGAUCAUGUUGUGGAUCACCAAGAUACACAGGAGUCUGUGUUUACCAUCAUGGGUAAGAAAAUAAUUGAGAGCUGCAUUGCAGGGUACAAUGGAACCAUAUUUGCAUAUGGUCAGACAGGCAGUGGGAAGACCUACAGCAUGAUAGGCCCAUCAGAUGAUGUAGAAAAUUUUCAACAUGUACACAGAGGAGUAACACCAAGGAGUUUUGAAUAUUUGUUCAACUUGAUCAGCGAGCAGCAGGAAAAUGGAGCAGAGUUCCUUUUGAAGUGCUCCUUCCUGGAGAUCUACAAUGAGCAGAUUUAUGAUCUCAUGGAGCCCUCUACAAUGACCCUUCACCUGCGGGAGAAUAUGAAGAAAGGUGUAUUUGUGGACAGGCUAACGGAGGUCUCGGUGACAUCAGCGUUAGAGGCUUAUGAGGUUUUGACUUCUGGAUGGAUCAACAGACGAGUGGCUUCCACUUCGAUGAACAGAGAGAGUUCCAGGAGUCAUGCUGUUUUCACCAUUCAGAUUGAAUCAAAGCAACCUCAAGGCAAAGGAGUGAAAAAUUUGAAGGAAUCUCAGCUGAAUUUGGUUGAUCUGGCUGGAAGUGAGAGGCAGAAAGAUACCAAUGCUGUUGGGCAACGGUUAAAGGAGGCCGGAAGCAUCAACAGAAGUUUGUCGAUUCUGGGAAAUGUUAUCAUGUCUCUGGUGGACAUUGCCCACGGUAAAUCUCGACACAUUCCGUACCGAGAUUCCAGACUCACAUUCCUACUCAGGGAUUCUCUAGGUGGUAAUGCUAAAACACACAUCAUUGCCUGUAUUCAUCCAGGCUCCAAAUCAUUUGGGGAAACACUUUCAACCCUACAUUUUGCAAGGAGAGCAAAACUUAUCAAAAACAAGGCUGUUGUGAAUGAGGACACUCAGGGUAACGUGCUUUCAUUACAACAAGAAAUCAAACGUCUGAAAGAACAACUUGCUGCUUUUGUGAGUGGUAACCAUGCUGUCCAGUCUGUCACAGCUCCUAGCUCUAUGACAGACUCGGAGUGGAAGGAGAGAUUUGUUAGGUGUAUGCUGUUUAAGGACAAAGCUGAUCAACAAAAUCAGAUUUUACAACAACGGAUAGAACAGCUUCAGGACUUGUGUAACAAGAUGGACAAGUGUCUACAGAGCAGUAAGAUGAUCGUGAAGUUCCGAGAUAACAACAUCUCCCGCCUAGAGAAGAUCGUGAAGGACAAACACGACGUCCAGCCGGUCUUACAGCAGACCAUUGAGGACUUGAGAGGAGAAAUAGACACCUUGAAAUAUCAAAUAGAGCACAACCCACAUGUGUCAAAGUAUGUAGCAGACAUUCAGCACCUGAAAAAUGAGCUAAAACAACUCCGAUCUCAGAGAACCGACUCGCAUGAAGUCGACAACAGGAAGAUGGAGCAGUUAGAGCAGUUGUACAAACAGCUGGUGGAGGAACAAAAAGGAGAAGGUAAUAUUGGAACUCCGAAGCACACUCCAUCAGCUGCAGAAAACGUAUCCAAGGCAACAGUUGAAAAGUACAAGUCGCAAUUGGAGAAAUUGACGGAGGAAAAUGAGGAGUUAAAAGAAAAGAUGAAACAGACCCAAGAUGUAUGGGAAAAGAAAGACAUGGAGCAGCAGUCGGAACUCGCCUCCGUGAGGAAGGCUUACGCUGAUCUCAAGUUUGUCCUCGAAUCAUAUCAGAUCCGAACUCAAGUGGAGCACGAUGUCAUAAAGGAGAGACAUCUACAAGUUGUCAAGACAAUUACUACACCUAAAAAAGUGGUGAAGAAGUUGAGGAACAGAGAAAUAUGUGCCCCCUACUCCAACAGCAGUACCCCCAUCCUGAAUGACACCAUUCCAUUUGAGGAGAAUGAAGGAAUAUUUGAGCAGUGUGAGCCAGAGGUUAUGACUGAGGAGCACCAUGCAGGGCUGAUUGAAGAGAUCAAGCAACUUCAGGAUCAGAACAGCUCUUUGAAUCAGCGUAUUGUGGACAUGGAAACGGAAACUGUACAGCUACGUCAACAUAUUUCUAAAGUGGAUCACCAGAAUGCCAAACUCACAGAGAUCCUGGAAAGAGAGAGGUCUUCUGUAAGUGAAACCACAGAGAAACUGAAUAAACUCUCCAAAAAACUCAGUCAAGAAUUGGAAGAGGAAAACAUUAAAUCUCUGACCUUUGAAAGUGAAAAUAAGGAUCUAAAAAUAAUUCUUCAACAAACUGAGAAGGAAUUGGAAGAUUACAAGACGAUGUACAAGUCUCAGGAAAAUACUCUCCGGAGUCAGGUGGGAGAGUUCAAAGAUAAGCUUGGAGCUCUUGGUCUGGAAACUGAAAAAAUACAGAAAAUAAAUGAAGAGAUUGUGGAAGAAAAACAGAACUUGCAGGAAACUCUAGCAACAGUGCAGGAGACAUUGGAUUACAGGGAGUGUCAGAUCCAGGAAUUAGAGGUUGCCAUAGCUGAUCUCCAGAAACAGAAACAAGAUAUCCAGGUCCAAAUGCAGGAAAAUCUUAAUCAAUCUGACAUCAAUUUGAAAGACAAGAAUAAGCUGUUUAAUGAGCUUGAGACUACAAAACACGAGAUGAUCUCAUUGAAAGAGGCUGUGGGAAAGAAAGAUGAAGAUCUUAAUGCUGUUACUGCAGAAAUUCAACGGUUGGAAAAAAUAAAUGCUGAGAACCAGGAAGCAUUGUCAACCUUCAUGAAAAAAAUUGAAGACAAGAACAUGGAAAUUGCUAGCAUGAAAUAUUCAUUAGAUAUGCAAGUGCAGAAAGAUGAGGAACUUCAAGGUUGUGUAGAUGAAAAAGAAGGCAGAAUCUGUGAGCUUGAGAUUCGGAACAGUUUACUGGUGAAAGAAAGUGAUAGUAAAGCUGACAAGAUUUCAUCACUGCAAGAAGAGCUAGACCAAGCUCUGGAGAACCUACAUAGUUUUACAUUAGAGCAUGAAAAGAUUGAAAAAGAAGUGGUUGCUUUGAAAAACUUACUAGAGGCAAAAGAUAAGGAGUUGACAUCACUGCAUGGAGAGAAUUCAAACCUUGCUUUAGAGCUUUCUUCUACCAAGACAGAACAAUGCAAAGAAGUCAUUGCUCAGCAAGCCUGUGUGAUUGAGGAAUACAAAGAACAACUGAAUCUAUUGAAGAACUCUGAAAUGUCCGUUCACCAGGUGUCAGAGGAAAUGGACAGAGUAAUGAGACAUAGUCCACUGGCACACAGACUGAUAUGUAGAGAGAAGAGAGUGCAUGAUGCUGACAGGGAAAAUCUGUCACCUUGGAAAAAAUUUGUGUCUCCCGUAAUGAGAUUAACAACAGGCAGUGAACAGAGCAAAUGUAAACUCUUCUCCUCGAACAGUGCAGAGAACAGAGUGUCAUCUCCCAAUAGAAAACCUGUUCUGUCGGAGAUCUUGUGUAACAGGAGUGAUAGGGUGUCAGAAGAUUUAACAGAUGACAGUCAGAUGGAUUUGGACCAGGCCUUUGUUAAAACCGACAGUAUGCAGGCAUAUGUCUACAAGUCCCCACAGGGAGAAUCAAAUGCUGUAUGAUGCUACAUCUUUGAAAGAAAGAAAAUUGUUUUCAAGAAAUAUAUGCAAUGGUACUACAAGUACAUGCAUAUGUCUACAAGUCCCCACAGGGAGAAUCAAAUGCUGUAUGAUGCUACAUCUUUGAAAGAAAGAAAAUCGUUUUCAAGAAAUAUAUGCAAUGGUACUACAAGUACAUGUAUAUUGCUGAGAGAUUUUAUAUUAAUACUGUAAAGGGGAAAAUAUUUGUAUAGGUUUUAUUUUUGCAAUGUUCGCGAUCACAUAUAAAAAAGAUCGCAAAAAUAAAACCAUUGUGAAGUACAUGGGCUUAGGACUUCAUCGAAAUGUAAUGAUUCUACCUCAGUUUAUUUACAGUACUAUAUACUGACAAUCUAAAAGAUAUUUGCUGAACUUUAUUGUAUAGAUGUACAUUGUAAGACAGAGGUAUGGACGAAGUAAUCUUUAUUAUGUACAUGUAGAUUCACUAUGCAUUAUAAUUUAUUUCAUCCUAUCAUUUUCCAAACAUGAAACUGCAUUAGGUACAUACAGAGUCGCUUUCAAUCUAUUAGCAGUCGGUACAUGCACAUCUCUAAUUACACGCCUCAGUGUGCACGAAUUUAAACUGUUGUGAUCGGUUUGUUUUGAUAGACAUUCUUUAUCUGUGAUUCACAAGAAAACACAUUAAUUUAUUUAAUAGCUUAAGGGAAAACUCAUGUCAUCAUAAAUGGUGAACACUUAAAUUGGAAGGUUAAUAAAUACAAAUGUACUACAAUUUAUACAAUUAUUAUACGGGAGGUAAUGUUUGUUAGCGUGAAACAGAGACGAAACUCAAUGUAUUCAAUGGGGUUUGUCCAAGAAAUUGAAACCAUCAAGAAAUAUUUAAUUAUAAAAAUUGCAAAUUUUUGGCUCUGUGAAAUUAAAGCCCUUUGCAGUAUUUCUAUCAAUUUUAUCUUCCAAUGUUAUAUAGACAAUGUAGGAAAUGCAUGUACUGCGCAUUGUACAAGAAUUGUUGUUUUAAGAGAAUAUUCUGUUUCAUCAGACACAGUGGUUGGUUGAGGGAUCGCUAAAACUUCUAUAGAAGUCCUGUUAUAUACAUAUAUCCAAUAUGUACAUUUACAUGUAUGUAUACAUCUGUAAAUGAUAGAAUAAACAUAUAGAAAUAUUAA